Molecule: messenger RNA, 3024 nt
Organism: Rotaria socialis
Lineage: Eukaryota; Metazoa; Rotifera; Eurotatoria; Philodinida; Philodinidae
Source: the annotation of a GenBank genome assembly
AUGAUGAGUUUGCAUAGUCGACAUGAAUUUCGAGAGAUAUAUCACACUCUCGAACAUGUCUUGCAAGAAACUUCACUUAAUGUUUUAUCAACAGCUGAUUUGCUAAAUCAACGACUUGCAUUUCUAACGGGUGGUACAAGUCAUGAUUGUCCAAUUCUUACAUUUCCCGAUAAUUCAAAAAUUGAAUUAACACAAGAAAAUUAUAAAAAGCUUAUUUCAUAUUUAACUCAAAUACCAACUGAAAACGAACGUCAAUGCGGUUUUGUUCUCAUUAUUGAUCGACGGUCAAAUACAUGGACUACUGUUAAAUCUAUUAUCAGCUAUAUCGAGGAUUACUUUCCGUAUUCAAUACAAUGUAUUUAUCUUCUUCGGCCGAAUUCCUUCAUGCAACGAGCUCUAUCACAUGUAGCAAUUCUGAAUGAUAUAACUUGUUCAUAUCGUCUAAUUAUCUGUCGGUCGUUAUCGCAACUUUAUGAAUAUGUCGAUGUAAGUCAAUUAUCUAAAGAUUUAGGUGGUUUAAUUAAUUUUCGUUUAUUUGAAUGGAUUGAACAAAGACUGACUAUUGAAAAAUUAACUCAAUCAAUACAUGAAUUAAAUGAGACAUUACUUGCGUUUAUUAAAGAAGUUAAUGAAGUUGAAUUUCCUAAUAAUGUUGAAUCAGUCGAUACAAUUGCUGGUCAAAAUCUAAUACAAAAGAAUCAUAUCGAACGUGAACUACAACGUAUUAAAACUUUGGGUCAUUCACUGUUGUGUAUUAUUCACCAAGAGAAUAAACAGUCUUCAACCUCUCAUCAUAGCACAAUUGACAAGCAUAAUGAUGUGUACCAUAUUGUUUUAUCACCAGAUCAAUCGGCACAUGCUCGUGCUUGCAUAGGUGCUUUAGUACAUAUUGAUACUAUCGAAUCUACUCUGUCACAAUUUUGGUCUAUACACAAAACACAUUUACAUUAUUGUCUUGAAUUACGCCAUUUUGAGCAACGUUUUAAACGGAUACAAAAUAUUUUCUUAUGCUUAUACAACGAAAUUUUUCAAUUGCCUGAUAUAAAUAUUAGCCAAUUGGCAUUGAACACUUGUGGAUUUGAUAAUUGUAAUAAUAACAAUAACAACAAUAAUAAUCUCCGAGAAGAGAUCGAUCAAACACUAAUUCAAGUUGAUGCACUGGCACAACAGGCAGAAACGAUGAUCAGUCAUGCUACUCGAUUGGCAAAUGAUGGCCUUGCUUUGAUGAUGGAACAACAGAAACAGCAAUCUAUACCCUAUGGCAAUGAUUCGAUUGAACCGAAACGUCAAGAACUAGAAGAGAUGAAGAAAAAAUUAAUUGAACAAAUUGAUGAAAAACGGCAUAGUUUAAAAUUAUUGAAAAAGUACAUUGAUAAACUUGGAUUUAUAAAUGAUUGGUGUGUACGUGGUAAAGAUAUGCUAUCGAUGCAUUCAAUCCAUUUAUCGAAUGAUAACGCUCUUCGGUCUAUCGUAGAACUUGAACGCUUUUUGACCGAUUUAUCAAUAAUGAAUAUCGAAGAGUUGCAACAUACAUCAACACCCGAACCACUUAGAUCAAUGAUAAGUCAAGUAUUUAAUCGUGUAAAUGAUAUUCGAGAUUUAUGUGAAAAACGUUGCGAACAACUCCGUCAACUUGUUCGACCUGCUUAUCGACCAAUACAAUAUGUUCAUCCAUUACCAUUGCUACAGCAUGCACCUUUCAAUGUUGUUGAUUCUACAACACCAAUUCUAAAACAUCGUCAUAUAAAUGAAUAUACAUCAAAUUUUGAUAUCGAUUCUAAUCGUUUAUUAAUAUCUUCAUCGAAUAAUGAAUCAAGUAUAAACCAUAAUGUAAAAAUGGAUAAAAAGCAAAGACAUGUAGUGACAGAACUUUUGGCUACUGAACAAGUUUAUGUCGAAGAAUUACGUAGUAUAAUCGAAGGUUAUAUGAUUAAAUUCGAUGAUCCUGAACAGUUUCGUUUUAUACCUCCAAUUAUAUUACAAAAUAAAACAAUACUUUUUUCUAAUUUGCCAGAUAUUUAUGCAUUUCAUGCGACAUCAUUUCUCCGUGAUCUCCAACAAAUCUAUAAUCAUUCAUUCGUGAGUAAUACAUGUUCAAUUGGAAGUGCUAUUGCAUCGUGCUUCAUUAAACGGAAAUCAAAUUUUAAACUCUACGAAGAAUAUGUUCUUAAUAAAUCUCAAUCGGAACGUUUAUGGGAACAAUAUUGUUGUGGACAUCCGUUCUUUACCAAACUUCAACAGUCUCUUGGACAUCGUCUUCCAUUGGAUUCCUAUCUAUUAAAGCCCAUACAACGAAUAACACAAUAUCAUUUGUUACUUAAAGAAAUGAUUAAAUAUACUCAUCAUGAACAAGAACGUAAACAUUUACAAGAAUCCCUAUAUGUUAUGCUAAAUAUUUUAUCACAUCUCAAUGAUGUUAUGCAUUCAACACAAAUUGUCGGCUAUCCUGAUCCAAUGCAGAAAUUGGGUCAAAUACGUUUACGCGGCGAGAAUUGUAUAAUUUCGAAAGAAAAACGUCGUGGCACAGUUUAUACACGAACAAAAACAUGUACAAGAGAUAUUUUUUUAUUCGAACGUGUUAUAUUAUUAUGCAAGAAGAAAGACGAAGGAAAUGGAAGAUCUCUUCAAUAUCAAUUUAAAGAAAUGAUUAAAAUUAACGACAUAGCUGUUUGUACAUAUUCAAAAAAUGAUCGAAAUAAAUUUGAAAUUGUACUUAAAGAUUACUCCUAUAUUGUACAGUUGUCAUCAAAUGGAGAAAAACUUGAAGAAAUGAAUUCACGCUGGAUUGAUGCCGUUAAAAAUUGUAUCACAAAACAAACAGAACAACGUCGAGCUGAAGUAAAACAUCGAAGUUCAUCAUUAGAUCCCUCGACACAUAGCCAUCGUCGACGUUCGCUCACUCGUAAAGUGACUUUCAAUCGAGCUCCUGAAUCUGACGACGAACAAGCUCAUUUACCAAUAACAUUAAUCGAUUUAAACGAUGAUGAUAUUAUACAAAAUAAUAAAUUGGUACUUGACAAUUAA